This is a messenger RNA of Blumeria graminis f. sp. triticale, 4230 nucleotides long. NCBI's taxonomy places the organism in Eukaryota, Fungi, Ascomycota, Leotiomycetes, Helotiales, Erysiphaceae. The record is from the annotation of a GenBank genome assembly.
AUGACAAUCACUACAAUGCCAAUAUCAACGUCAUUGGAAGAUGAGUCUCAAGAUGUGAAUGAUUUCUUGCAACGGAUAAAGGAAAUUGGUCAAAGAAGAGAUCAAGAAGAUGAAGAACGUAACAGAAAGCUCGAAGAAGAUAUUAUUCAAGGCAGAAGAGAACGACAAGCCCGUCGGGCAGAGCGUGCACGAUCAAUCUCUCCUAUAAAAUCAUCACCUGCCACGACGCCAAAUCUAGAUCGGCUGUCCAUGUCAUUAAAACAAUCCUUUUCUGAAUCCUUACAAUCUGCCUUUCUAAGUAACAAUGAACUUCAUCAGGAAAAAAAUAUACCAAAUCUAUCGGCAGACGAAGUCCUAGGUUCAAAAAAAUCAAGCUCGAUUAUCUCCGACGAAUGCGUUCCAGUAGAGCCUGGACUGCGUGGAACUCCGAGUAUUUCAUCAAUGUCAAACACUAUUCUUUUAAGGUCACCAACCUUGUCUUGGCAGCGAAGACCCAGUUCUCAGGCUUCUGAAAAUCAAUAUAGCCGAAAAUCAUCGGUGAAAGAGUUAGAAAUGGCCACCAAGUCUCCAAGCACAACACCUAGCACUUCGCCUAUCCGUACAGCCGAAUUUACACCAGGAGUGACCUCUAAAAUCUCCAACUCCAAAGUUCUGACAAAUUCCCAACCCGAAUCUAGCUAUGGAAUCAACUCAAUACCACCCAGAGAAGUCCAGCUCAAGGAAGAUAGAAGUGAAACAAGUUCAGUAUAUAUGGAGACUAGUAAUGGGAUAAAUCAUGAUAAAUUACAAGAAGAACCAGAAUUAACUGAUCUACCAGAUCAUUCGAACCCAUUGUCUAGAUAUAGUUCGAAUGACAAUGGCUCGAGUUCUCUGAACAUAGUAAAAAAAUUACUUCCUGACGAAAUCAAAUCUCCGAUACAUUUGACCACUGCUCAAACACUCAUCCCUCCAAGUGAACCUAAUAUCGAGGGCCGUAAAUUUGCAACUUCAAUGCCUCAGGGACGCAUAUCUCCCGAAAGACUCGACCGAUCUAUGUCACCUACUAAGGGUAUGGGAGGUUUCGUACAGAGUGCAAUGAUGAAACGAUCAGACAGCGUCAACAAAAGAUGGAGUGUUCAAUCAUCCCCCGCCCCAAGUAGAGCAGAAUCUGAAUUGAAUUUCCGUGAGGCAAUUAGUGCUAACCGAGACAAUCAUUCAAAUAUUAUUUCCAAGCCAGGCUCGACAAAAGAUGAUAUUAUCAGUACUCAGGAAAGAUCAAACCCACCAUGUACUACAAGAAGCUUCAUGAACAUCUCAACAGCGCCAAAAGAUGCCACAAAGACUUCCAUCCCUAUUAUGAGAAGCAGUACUUCGCAAGGAUAUUACUCUGGGACGCAGAAUGCAUCAGAGUUGAAGCAAAAGGAAACAACACCACCGUCUAGCCCAACAAAAUCUAUAGAACGUAGAAGAUGGAGCCCUACAAAAUCGAGCUGGCUAGAAGCAGCUUUAAACAAGCCAGAUUCGCAGCCAAAGCACAAGGCAGCAGUACCGCUACACCAACCUACUUGGAAAUCAGAAUUAAACAGAGCGAAGAAUUCAUUAGUUAAUGAUAAUUCCCGUAGCCAAGUAUCAGCUCCAAAGCAUGAAGUCAAUAUUGGUGGACUCAUGAGGUUACCUCCAAUGGGUAGCUCCGCAAAACCGCCAACGGCAAUGUUUCCAACGGGACUCCCGACAGGGUUCACAAACAACAUGUACAAACCACGUCCUAGGAAUUCUAUUUCUCUUGACCGUUUAGAUGCCUCAUUUUCAAUGGCAAGCUCGGAUAGCUCUACUACUAGUACAUCAACACCUACUAAAGUUAAAUCAAGAAUCGACAAAUCUCCUUCUAUAGACUUAACUGCGGGCUCAAAAUCUCGAGAUACUUCAAAAAGCUCUACUGCUAACGGGUCUGACUUGAAAAAUGUGUUUGUGCAACUUCGCCCCACGAAGACCCAGAAUUAUGUUGCUCCAGAUGAGCUCAAAAAUAAUAUUCUACGAGGAAAAGCAGCUUUAAUAUUAACCAACGGUCCACAAAAGAGCGAAAUAAGGGAUGGAUUUAAAGAAGCUAUAUUGAAAAAAAAAGAAGACUUCAACAGGGCACAACUAGAAGGAAGAGGUGUAGCAAAUAAGCCAGUCAGCAACAAUGUGAAAAGCCUUCCAGAGGCUCUCAUCAAACGAAAAACUCUAGGAAGAUCUGGAUCUACAUCAGAUUUACCAAUUAUAUCGCAACAUACAGUAAAUCAACGCCUCAACCCAUUCAUGAAUAGUCCAAAAAUUACUAGUAAAUCCUGUUCUGGCGAUGAAAUAUAUGAGAAAUCUCCUACCAGAAUAUGUUCGGAUCAAGUUGGAUUAACAGCUCGAGAAUCAUCCUCAUCGGAAAAAAUUAACGAUAGAUUCCCUAGUCCCACCUCUGAACAUCCUACUAUAACCGAUAAAGACUCUAAUGUAGAUGUCUCAAUCUCAUGCCCACCGCUGGUUCAUCUGACCAAGAUGAGAGCUCGUGGACCGCAUCGAAGAGCGCCAACAGGCUUGCAUGCGCUAUUCACAACAGUCGAUGCUUCAACCUUAUCUAGGAUGGGGUCUACAUCUGAAAUCCAAACAAACGUAGGGCUAGAUAAUUUGACACCAUAUUCUUCAAUUCAAGGUGUUAUCAAAAGUUCAAAUAUAAAGCAAUCACUCAAAGAAUUUGAUGCAGUUAGGGAGGAGUCAUCUUUUCAACGGCUUCCAGAAAAAAAUCAUGAUCCGGGUAUUCAUUCAACUUUGCCAGGCCUAGAACCUCCUGCUAAUGAGGAUAGUUCCCUCGGGACUCCCUUAAUUCCGCAACAAGAGCAUAUUAAUAAGCAGGGAGAAGCUGAAGCACAAUACAAAUCAAUAUUACCUUCAAAAUUAGAUCAGGUAAACUACGUCGAAAUUUCGCCUUCUGCCUCCACAGAAUAUGUAAAUUUACAGCAACCCUCAAUAUCCCAGAUUGACAAUUUAAUGUUUGAACCGCAGAAAAGAACUGUCAAUCUAUCUGAAAUUCAUCAGCGAGAGCAGGUAGUCAAUGAUAAUGCCGGACCUUUCUUAUUUUUGGAUAGUGAAGCUACUAUAAGUUGUAGAAGACCCUCAUCAAGUCUUGAUAGUAGCUAUGAAUUAAUUUCUGACGAUAAAUAUAUAUCUAGAGACCAAAUUCAAGCCACAACUAGUGUUGAUUUUUUGCCUGAAAGUUUAGAGCAUGAAAAGACCAUAUCGUUAUCUCAUAGUCAUAAUUCGCUUUUGUCUCCAAAAAUUAUUAAUUCGUCUCCAACCGCAUCCAUAAAAAAUUCAGAGCCCCAUGUAAUAAGCAACUUUGAUAAGCAAGCGCUUGAAGUUUCUGAUGCGCCAAGCAUUAUCACCGAUUUUUUCAGCGAGAAUAUUCCACACAAAAUUUUCAAUCUAGACAUUGUAGAAACACUCUCUUCGUACACUGAUUUUGCGCUCAAUAUAAGAACCUUAGAAGUAGAGACAUUUCAAAUAUCUAACAAUGGCAAGAAGCAACAGGUUCCAAAUCAUCAGAAGCGAAUACUUUUUGAAGAGAAUCAAUAUUAUUAUAUUCAUAAAUUUAUGAACGAGACUGGUCAGGUUUUCAUCAAAGCUUACUGGUGGAUCGGUGGGCAAGUUCCUAUGAUCCUGGUCGAAGAGGCUGAGAAAAUUGCUCACACAGAAUCCCGGACUGCUGGAGCUGAGCUCCAUAUACUGCAGCAGGGUAAAGAAACUGCAGAAUUUAUAUUCGCACUUGAUGGAAUCAUAAUUACUCAUCGGGGGUCGUCUCAUAAAUAUGACUCACUUGCGCCUCGUGUUCUAUGUGGACGAAAGUAUAUGGGUCAAAUCGUUUUUGAUGAAGUUGACUACUCUUUGCGGAGCCUAUGUUCUGGCUUUCCUUAUCUUAUUUCAACUAAUUCUGGGAAAUGUUACUUAUGGAAAGGUAAAGGCUCCAGCGUUGACGAAUUAAGUUGCGCAAGAUUAGUGGGUAUGGAAUUUGGUCUUACCGGCGAGAUUGAAGAGAUUGAGGACGGCAAGGAACCCCCAUCAUUUAUCCGGCUAUUUAAUGAGGAUAUAGAAAUCUCCAUCUCAGCUAGCUAUUGGGAGAUGAAGCCAAAAUGUUGCAGAUACCGGGUACGUCUCUUCGUAUCUAGUGCAGAAUCGAAAGAUCAGGUGAGUAUUCAAAUCCUUCUCCCCCCAGAAAUAAGUUAG